GUUUUUAAUCCGUUUCAGUUUUAAAUUAUUUUAAUCUUUUAUAAAAAUCAUACAUGGCUUACUUCACAUAGAUUUACAAAAACAUAAUAAGGUAGUUUGACAAAUACUCCAUUGUCGACACCAAGUUAGUUUGGGCCGAUGUAUUAUUAGUUUUUUCACGGUUUCUAGACAAGGAACUCACGUAAUCGUUAAUUUCUCUACACUACUACCUUAUACAGAUAAGGAAAUUACCAAAAAGCCCUUGAAAAAUUGGAAUUUUGUUAAGAGAUAUUUUUCUUGUCGUAAUAAGGAUAUUGCACAAUGAGGUUAUGGUGUACAUUGAGUUACAACGGAAAUAAUCUUAUCUUCCCUUAUUUCUUGAUUGGUGUAAACUUCAUCUCUUCCAAAUCUUGAAACCUUGCAACCCUAGCAUUUUUUUUCUUCACAAAAACAAAAUACAAUGUCAUACACAUUACCCCCCUCAACUUCUCUAAAUAACAUUACCCCCAUUAAUCACAACUUUCCCUCUUCAUCUACACUCAAAACCCUCACUUUUCCAUUCUCCAUCCCUCCAAAACUAACCCUAACUUCCACCAAAUCUUCAACCACUACAAACUAUAAUGACCUCGGGUUGGACGAGGAAAUGGGUCGGAUCAAACGACUUCAAAACGGGUCGGAUGUUCGUGGUGUGGCUGUGGAAGGAGAAGUUGGUCGUCAGGUUGACCUUACACCACCCGCAGUGGAAGCCAUUGCAGAGAGUUUUGGAGAGUGGGUGAUUAAUGGAUUGGUGAAGGAGAAAGGAAGACCAGUGGAGGACAUUCGGGUUUCUCUCGGGCGAGACCCACGAAUAUCGGGUGGGUUAUUGAGUGUUGCCAUAUUUUCAGGUCUGGGUCGGGCUGGUUGUAUGACGUAUGACAUGGGACUUGCAACUACACCAGCUUGUUUCAUGAGCACAAUGUUGCCACCAUUUUUAUACGAUGCUUCCAUAAUGAUGACAGCGUCUCACUUGCCAUACACACGGAAUGGUCUAAAAUUCUUUACGAAGAAAGGAGGGUUAACGUCGGUUGAGGUGGAAGAAAUAUGCGAUAAAGCAGCGUUUAAAUAUGCGAAUAGGGUGACAAAAGUGUCGACGUUGCUUAGAACGACACCUACACGAGUGGAUUUCAUGAGUGUUUAUGCAAAACAUCUUCGAGAUAUCAUCAAGGAGCGAGUAAACCAUCCGCAACACUACGACACUCCUCUUGAAGGCUUUCAGAUCAUAGUAAAUGCUGGAAAUGGAUCGGGAGGAUUCUUUACCUACCAAGUAUUAGACAAGUUAGGUGCCGACACAUUUGGCUCAUUAAACCUUAAACCCGACGGCAUGUUUCCUAACCACAUCCCAAAUCCCGAGGACAAGGUUGCAAUGGCAGUAACAAGAACCGCUGUGCUAGAAAACACUGCGGAUCUUGGCAUCGUUUUUGAUACAGAUGUUGACCGGAGUGGUGUUGUUGACAAAGAUGGAAACCCCAUUAAUGGUGACAAGUUAAUUGCACUUAUGGCUUCCAUUGUCUUAAAGGAGCAUCCUGGUUCCACCAUUGUUACUGACGCUCGAACCAGUUUGGGUUUGACUAAGUUCAUCACUCAUCGAGGUGGUCAACACUGUUUGUAUCGUGUGGGUUAUCGGAAUGUUAUUGAUAAGGGUGUUCAGCUUAACGAAGAUGGUAUUGAUACUCAUCUUAUGAUGGAAACCUCUGGUCAUGGAGCUCUUAAAGAAAAUUACUUUCUUGAUGAUGGUGCAUAUAUGGUGGUAAAGAUCAUUAUAGAAAUGGUGAGAAUGAAACUAGAGGGUUCGGAUGAAGGAAUCGGAAGUUUGAUAAAAGAUCUUGAAGAACCAUUAGAAUCGGUAGAACUAAGAAUGAACAUCCUUUCUGAGUCUAAACGUGCGAAGGCUGAAGCCAUUCUCAUCAUCGAGACCUUCAAAUCGUAUAUAGAAGAGGGGAGGCUAGUGGGAUGGGAGCUCGAUGCAUGUGGAGAUUGUUGGGUGAGUGAUGGUUGCCUUGUUGAUUCGAAUGACAACCCUGCUCCCGUUGAUGCUCAAAUGUACAGGGCGAAGGUUUCAAGUGAAGAAGACGGGCAAUAUGGAUGGAUACACAUUAGACAAAGUAUUCAUAAUCCGAAUAUAGCGAUCAAUAUGCAGUCGACAGUGCCUGGUGGUUGUUUAUUGAUGGCUCGAGUUUUCUUAGAUAAGUUUCUCAUUGCAAGUGGAAUGGAGAGAGCUCUUGACUUCUCUCAGAUCGAGAACUAUAUUAAAAGUGGAAACAUUAGCUAGUUGGUUUCUAACUGUGAUCGCGUGAAGCUAGAAAAACGCUUGAUUUGUUAUACGUACUGAAACUCAAUAAUUAUUGAGAAAACGUUAGCAUAUAGAAUUCAAAACAAUGGCUAUAGCUACACUCAUUAUCAGAUCUUAGAGGACCACACCAAGAAUAAAAAAAGGAAAUAAAGUAGUCAUAUAAUUACAAUAUGUCAAUAUUUAUUGAUACUAUAUUUUGUUCACCAACCAUAUUGUACCCUAGGAAAAGUUUCAGUAAUUGCACCUUUCAUCGAUUCAACCCUCAUCUUCUAUGAAAGUAGUACAACCAGCUGCAUUGCAUUAAGUUCUCGCAUACGUGAGUGUAUGAUUCGGGGAGAAAUAUUAUCAAUAUGAGUUGGCUUAAAUUGGUUUGAGCUCAUGAUACAGUCUUGCCAAGCCUUUUUGACCAGCUUGGGUACGUGGUUUCAUGAGUCGGCUCACCUCGUUAACACUUUAAAAAAUGGUCAACUCAUUAGUACUCAUGUGACCAAUUUUGGAGCAAGGGCAGGUGAUGUGGUACCUUUUGAUUUAUUUAGGGAUGAUCACUUAAAAAUAUGGCCAAAAGAGGAGGUGUCAUGACCAAGUAACGAC
This is a messenger RNA of Lactuca saligna, 2899 nucleotides long. The record is from the annotation of a GenBank genome assembly. NCBI's taxonomy places the organism in Eukaryota, Viridiplantae, Streptophyta, Magnoliopsida, Asterales, Asteraceae.